AUGGACCAACGGUCCCUCAAGGCACUCUCCCUUGACUUCCGUGUUCACAUGUUCCAGUCAUUUAUUGCGAGCACUGGCUCAUUGCAUAGGAUGAAGCAAUUUUUUAUCCUCCUCCCUUUUCUGCUGGGAUUUGCCUCGGCCAUCAUCGAGGGGUACAAUGGCCAAUAUCCAGACGACUGUCCUAGCCUGUGUGCCGAUGCUGGUCCUAGUCCAGCCAACUGGACUAACCUUCACCACCUCUCCAAUCUUGAGAGCUGCAACCAAACAGUCCUCUUUGGCUUCAAUAUUCACAACUCCGUCGUUGAUCCAGAUACCAUCCUCACAAUUCGAGCCUGUGUAGCCAGCCAAGAUCAGACGUACAAGGCUGCGGCUGCUCCUGAGGUGCCGCAACAGCAAAGCCAAACCAACCUAACAGUUGCCGAAAGCUGUGGUGCCAAGACGAUCAAAACAGCUUUCACUCCCUCAACUUUAAGCUUCGCGGCUGGUGGUGCUCAUCUGGAUGCUGAUUUGGCUGAGGCUACUCGUCAACUUACCAUGUACGUGAAGGCAAGUGCUGAAUGCGGCUCUACCAUCUUGUUUGCGAAGCACAAUUCGGCCGUUGUUGGCCUAUAUUCUGGUUCGCAAGUCACCAAAGCGGCCACGGGAAGCUUGCUUGAUUCUUUCACGGAGAAGCAAGCAUCUGCUCUACAGAUUUGUCAACCGUCAAAUGCAGCCCUAACUGUUGGGGUGUUCUCAGCAGGCUUUGCUGACAUAGAAGCGGCGCAAGAUGCUGUCAAAAGCUGGAACAAUGGUCUUUGCCUUAACGGAACCGUUCCCGACACAGCCAUAAGCAUGGAUGUGCUCGUAUCUACAAUGGAUACGAGUAUAGAUUCUUCCAAGAAUAUUACUAUUCCCUCGCACAGGAACAUAACUGCGAGAGGAAUGCCAAAAUCCCUUCGCCCCAGAGGAGAGUGCACGACACAAGAGAUCGUUGGAGGUGAUAGUUGCCCAUCUCUUGCCAGCCGCUGCGGGAUCUCUGGGGAUGAUCUUACCAAUUACAACCCUCAAAUGGUUUGCUCAAACCUGCAGCCCAAGCAGCAUGUCUGCUGUAGCCCAGGUACUAUGCCAGACUUUCGGCCCCAGCCCCAAGCCGACGGCACUUGUAACACGUACCAGAUCAAUGCUAACGACGGGUGCUGGGAUAUCGCAAAUUCUCACUAUCUUCAGCAACAAGACAUUGAAGACUUUAACAAGAAUACUUGGGGCUGGGUCGGCUGUGGAAAUUUGCAACUUGGCCAAUUGAUCUGCCUCAGCAAGGGAACAGCUCCUAUGCCCGCGCCGGUCUCUGGUGCCACCUGCGGUCCACAGGUACCAGGUACUGAAAAACCUACGAAUGGAACCGCACUAGCUGAUCUGAAUCCAUGCCCACUUAAUGCAUGUUGCGAUGUAUGGGGGUUUUGUGGAACCACGGUGGACUUCUGUACGGAGUCACCAGCAGACACUGGCGCUCCAGGCACAGCAAAGCAGGGCACGAAUGGCUGCAUCUCUAACUGCGGGAUGGACAUUGUCAACAACGGGAAUGCACCCAGUCAAUUUAAGAAUGUCGCUUAUUACGAGGCGUUUGACCAAGAUAGGGGAUGUCUCCGAAUGAGCGUCGAUGAAUUACCAGCCGAUGUGUACACGCAUAUCCAUUUCGCAUUCGGGACAGUGACGGCUAAUUUUGACGUAAACAUCUCGACUGUGGACUACGAAUUGUACAAAUUUCAGGACAUGACCGGCUUCAAGAAGAUUCUCACGUUUGGUGGAUGGGGCUUUUCUACCGAUCCUGACACAUUCCAACGCUUCAGAGAUGCCACCAAAGAGGAAAACCGCGACACAUUCGUCAACAAUUUGGUAAGCUUUAUGCAAGACCACCAUUUGGAUGGCUUUGACUUCGACUGGGAAUACCCUGGUGCACCUGAUAUUCCAAACAUCGCACCCGGAAGCUCUGACGAAGGAAACAAUUAUCUGGCUUUUUUGCAGCUCCUCCGAAGCAAACUGCCCAGUGGUAAUUCCAUUUCCAUCGCACUGCCUGCUUCUUACUGGUACCUGAAGCAGUAUCCUGUCGCGGAAAUGGCAAAAUAUGUGGACUACUUUAUUUACAUGACUUACGACUUGCACGGACAAUGGGAUGUUGACAACAAAUCUGCCGUACCUGGCUGCCCCAGUGGUAACUGCCUCCGAUCACACGUGAACAAGACCGAGACGCACGAUGCCAUGGUCAUGAUCACCAAAGCUGGAGUGGAAGCCCAACAGAUAGUUGUUGGAGUCAGCAGUUACGGCAGAAGUUUCCGCAUGAAUGAUGCGUCCUGCUCUGGUCCAUUUUGCACCUAUGGCGGAGAUAAAUACCACUCCUUGGCAUAUGCUGCACCCUGUACUUUGACCAGUGGCUAUAUUGCCAACGCUGAAAUCAACGAUAUAAUCACGAACAAAAGCUAUUCCAUCAUCAACUCAUACAUUGACACUGACUCUGACUCAAAUAUUCUCAUGUACGGUGAUCCCGGAGCGGUAGAUUGGGUGGCCUACAUGGACGGCGAUCUCAAGGCCAAUCGUAUCAACUGGAUCAAAGGUCUCAAUUUUGGCGGCUCCAGUGACUGGGCCAUUGAUCUUCAGUAUCAUUCCAAGUAUGAUAAUGGUGGCGACGAUACCGAAGAUGAUGCUGAUGGGUUAGACGACGAGUCUGGUGGCACUAAUAUAACCUGCAACGCUGACCAAACUCCCGGGUCUUUCAACGAUCUCGCUAAUCUAGCCGACUCUCUGGACCCUUGGUGUGUCAACUUUUAUGCGCUGGACCUUCUCUACUCUGAGCUCCUCGAUAGCCUGUCUCUUUUCCAAACCAACUCACAAGACUACGAUGACAAGUACGGCUGGUACGUCAAAUGGACUAAAGAGCAGAUCCAACCCAGGCUUGACGAUUUCAUGAAAUUGGGAGAUGGCAAAGGUUUACAAUACUUUGAUUGCUACUGGGCAUAUACGGGCCACGCGGAAAAGAAAGAUUCCUGCCUUGGCAUGCCGCAUAUCUGGGAAGAGACUGCCGGAUGGAGCAUUCGUUUUGACCUGGUCGACAACCAGGGCUUCUUUGAUGCGCUCACAGCCGAAACGGGUAUCGACGAAACGUGGGUGGUCUUUGGCGAAUAUGAUUGGGAUUAUGUAUGCGCAGACCCCGGUGACAUAAGACCUGGAGCUGGCAAUGUGCCUUGCCGAAAGAUUUAUCGCAAAGAGCUGAAUUACCCUCAAAAGGCUGCCGAUGAUGUUAUCAAUAUCGGAAAUCCAAAGGAUCUCAUCGUGGCCUCCAUGGAUAAUAUCACUGCCUUGAGGACUUCUCUCCUUGCGUCGUACAGCAGUGUAGGCCUGUCAUUCUAUGGAGACGGUCCAGACAAUGACUCGGCCAUUGAUGCGGUGGUUGGAUACGCCAUGCCUGUUCUGCAGCUCAACCAGGCGAUCAGCAGCAUGAAAGAUAUCAAAGAUAUUGGCGAAAAGGCCAAGGAGGAAGCAAAGAAGCAACUUAUCUUUGAGGUCCUUAGCAUUGUAUUGAUGGUGAUUCCCUUUGUCGGGGAGGCCCUUGGCCCUCUGGUCGGUAGUGCCACAGCAGUCAGUCGAAUUGCGCUCCUCAUUAGCGAAGCAGGUAACGGGGCUCUGACGGUGGCGGGCAUCAUCGAGGACCCGACCUCUGCGCCCUUUGCAAUCAUGGGUUUGAUUGCGGGAGUUGGUGGGGGGAGAGGAGCCCGGUCUAGGGAAGAUGCUCUAAGUGAAGCUUCCAGGGCGAGGGCGUUGUUGAAAGACAGUGAUUUGGCCAAGUUUCCGCAACAAUUCAAGGAUCAAGAUGCCUUGAUACAAAAGAUUGCAAAGAGUUUGUGCGCAAGGUAG
This is a messenger RNA of Talaromyces marneffei, 3885 nucleotides long. RefSeq lists its product as uncharacterized. Lineage: Eukaryota; Fungi; Ascomycota; Eurotiomycetes; Eurotiales; Trichocomaceae. Gene Ontology annotation, biological process: carbohydrate metabolic process. The transcript is spliced from 2 exons. Gene Ontology annotation, molecular function: chitin binding; hydrolase activity, hydrolyzing O-glycosyl compounds. The record is from RefSeq and is a predicted model, not a curated record. Bases 1 to 3885 code for a protein of 1294 amino acids.